Messenger RNA from Drosophila subpulchrella, 12411 nucleotides. RefSeq names its product protein dachsous (gene ds). Gene Ontology annotation, biological process: cell morphogenesis; multicellular organism development; calcium-dependent cell-cell adhesion. The transcript has 12 exons. The coding region runs from base 753 to 11420 and encodes 3555 amino acids. Lineage: Eukaryota; Metazoa; Arthropoda; Insecta; Diptera; Drosophilidae. Gene Ontology annotation, molecular function: cadherin binding; calcium ion binding. Gene Ontology annotation, cellular component: adherens junction; catenin complex; plasma membrane. The record is from RefSeq and is a predicted model, not a curated record.
AAUCGCAGCGAGCGGAGGAAAUUCGUUUCUCAGUCGCGUUCUCCUCGUGUCGCCGUCGGAAUUUGAGUUUGAGUUCGCAAGAAUCUGGCUAUAAUAAUAAGAAGUAUAUUAAUAAUAUACCAAAAGGAAGUGCAAGAAAAUACCCAGUGCAGUGCAGACAAAUCGAAGCAAAUCGAAUAAAUAAUCAAUUAUUAUAGCCCCUGAAAUCUCCGUUGCAAGUCGUCGAAUUCUUCGCCGCGUUUUUAUUUUGUUUUCGUCACCGUUUUUUGUCGCCGUCGCCGCUGCUUUUUCGCCGCGUGUGAGAAAAGUUUUGUGGAAAAUCAUUAUACAAAAUAAUCCGAAUCGCCCAGAAUUUCCACAGCAAAUUAGUGUUUCUUUAAAAAUACAGCCAAGAAAAUCCAACUGCGAAUACACAAACAAAACACAGCAGCAGCACAACAAAUACACAGAGUAAAAGGCGAAAAGAAAUAUUGUUCAACAAGUCAAACGAGUUCUUUUUGGCUCGCUUCGGCCGUGUGGCUAAAAAGAUACAACAACAUUGUGUUUGUGGCAGCGGGUUUUCGCCUUUGGUGAAAAAUAUUGGCAACAGCCGCAGCAUUUCAGCGGCUCAAAAGCAAAAGCAGCACCGCAGCAAGAAGAGGCCACGAAAUAAUUCCAAUGGCCAUGCUGGAAGGAGGCAACCUCAGUCAAGGACGCUCUUAGCUCCUGUUAGUUUUUUCCAAAAGAAUCCACCCGGAGUGGAUCCAUCAACCAUGAAAGCCGCAUUGGAUUCGGCAGCCGCCAGGGAAACAAGGACUACGACGGCGAACCACCAGCCGAAGGACUUUACGAUGUUCCAUCGAUGCCGGAGACGUUCCAGUAACAUCAUGAAAUCGAGAUCUUCGCCACCCGCCCUACAUCCCUCGCACAUGCUGAGGAGUAUCUUACUGCAUCUACUGAUGAUCCUGCUCUUGGGAUUCACACAGGCUGCCUCCAGUGAUAAGGAGAGGGAGCGGAAGCUCGAGGUCUUCGAAGGCGUGGCGGUGGAUCAUCAGAUCGGCUAUAUAGGAGACUUCGAUGGGAUCGACAGUGGUCCGCCAUAUAUCAUCGUGGCGGAGGCCGGAGUGGAAACGGAUCUGGCUAUAGAUCGGGCCACGGGGGAGAUCCGCACCAAGGUCAAGUUGGACAGAGAAACUCGGGCCUCGUACAGUCUGGUGGCCAUUCCCCUGAGUGGUCGUAAUAUUCGAGUGCUGGUCACGGUCAAAGAUGAGAAUGAUAACGCUCCCACGUUCCCACAACCCUCGAUGCACAUAGAGUUCCCAGAGAACACCCCGCGGGAGGUUAAGAGAACUCUGCUCCCAGCCAGGGAUCUCGAUCUGGAACCGUAUAAUACCCAGCGAUAUAAUAUCGUUUCGGGAAAUGUUAAUGACGCCUUUAGGUUGUCUUCUCACAGGGAAAGGGAUGGUGUUCUCUAUUUGGACCUGCAGAUCAGUGGUUUCCUGGAUAGAGAAACCACCCCAGGUUAUAGCCUCCUUAUCGAAGCUCUAGAUGGCGGAACUCCGCCGUUGCGGGGAUUCAUGACUGUCAAUAUCACCAUUCAGGAUGUAAACGACAAUCAACCCAUCUUCAAUCAGAGCAGAUACUUUGCCACGGUUCCCGAAAACGCCACUGUGGGUACAAGUGUCCUUCAGGUUUAUGCAUCAGACACGGAUGCCGAUGAGAAUGGAUUGGUCGAGUAUGCGAUCAAUAGAAGGCAAAGCGACAAGGAGCAAAUGUUUCGCAUAGAUCCCCGAACAGGAGCUAUUUUCAUCAACAAGGCAUUGGAUUUUGAGACCAAGGAGCUGCAUGAACUUGUGGUGGUGGCCAAGGAUCAUGGUGAACAACCGCUGGAGACGACAGCCUUUGUUUCCAUACGAGUCACCGAUGUGAAUGACAAUCAACCCACGAUAAAUGUGAUCUUCCUCAGUGAUGAUGCAUCUCCAAAAAUUUCGGAGUCCGCACAACCAGGGGAAUUUGUGGCCAGGAUUUCGGUGCAUGAUCCCGAUUCCAAGACGGAGUACGCCAAUGUAAAUGUGACUUUGAACGGGGGAGAUGGUCAUUUCGCCUUGACCACCAGAGAUAACAGUAUCUAUUUGGUAAUAGUUCAUCUUCCGCUGGACAGGGAAAUGGUCUCCAACUACACACUGAGUGUAAUAGCAACCGAUAAGGGAACUCCGCCACUGCACGCCUCGAAAUCGAUCUUCCUGAGGAUUACCGAUGUUAACGAUAAUGCACCGGAGUUCGAGCAGGAUCUCUAUCAUGCCAAUGUGAUGGAGGUGGCCGAUCCGGGUACAUCGGUUCUCCAAGUUCUGGCCCACGAUCGCGAUGAGGGCUUGAACUCGGUCCUGAGCUACUCGCUCGCCGAAACACCCGAAACCCAUGCCCAGUGGUUUCAGAUUGACCCCCAAACGGGCCUGAUCACCACCCGAUCGCAUAUCGAUUGCGAAACGGAACCGGUGCCGCAGCUUACGGUUAUCGCAAGGGACGGAGGGGUUCCCCCAAUGUCUUCCAGCGCCACCGUUCUGGUGACCAUCCACGAUGUUAAUGACAACGAACCGAUCUUCGACCAGAGCUUCUACAACGUUUCCGUCGCCGAGAACGAACCCGUGGGCAGGUGCAUUCUCAAGGUUUCUGCUAGUGAUCCCGAUUGUGGCGUAAAUGCCAUGGUAAACUACACUUUGGGCGAAGGAUUCAAGCACCUCACCGAAUUCGAAGUGCGCUCCGCUUCCGGAGAGAUUUGCAUAGCUGGUGAACUCGACUUCGAGCGGAGGAGUAGCUACGAAUUUCCCGUACUGGCCACCGAUCGAGGAGGUCUGAGCACCACGGCCAUGAUCAAAAUGCAACUGACGGAUGUGAAUGACAAUCGACCGGUUUUCUAUCCCCGGGAAUACAAUGUUUCCUUGAGGGAGUCCUCGAAUGCCCCGACGCAAGCCUCGAGUACGCCAAUUGUCGCCGUGGUGGCCACAGAUCCGGAUUCAGGUAUCUUUGGCCAGGUGUCGUACAGGAUUGUGGCCGGAAACGAGGCGGGAAUCUUCCGGAUUGAUCGAUCCUCCGGUGAGAUCUUCGUGGCCCGUCCGGAUAUGCUGUCCGUUCGAACUCAACCCAUGCACAUGCUGAACAUCUCGGCUACCGAUGGCGGCAAUCAUAGGAGCGCUACCGAUGCCGUCGUCUUUCUGAGCAUCAUCGAUGCCAUGCAGCGACCUCCGAUCUUCGAAAAGGCCAGAUACAAUUACUAUGUCAAGGAGGACAUUCCGAGGGGCACGGUCGUGGGUUCGGUGAUAGCUACGAGUGGGGACACUGCUCAUCGCAGUCCGGUGAGGUAUUCCAUAUACUCUGGCGAUCCCGAUGGCUACUUUAGCAUAGAAGCCAGCUCUGGAAACAUACGCAUAGCUAGGCCCCUAGAUCACGAAGCGAAAUCCCAGGUGCUGCUGAACAUCCAAGCCACCUUGGGAGAACCUCCGGUAUAUGGACACACCCAGGUCAACAUCGAAGUAGAGGACGUCAACGAUAAUGCCCCGGAAUUCGAGGCCAGUGUGGUUAGGAUUUCCGUGCCGGAGAAUGCCGAACUGGGAGCCCCUCUCUAUGCUGCCCACGCCCACGAUAAGGAUUCGGGAAGUAGUGGCCAAGUUAGCUAUAGCCUGGUCAGGGAUUCGGGAAAGAGGCUCUUUGCCAUCGAUGCGAGGUCUGGCCACUUGGUUCUGUCGCAGCACUUGGACUACGAGACCUCGCAACGCCACUCCCUGAUCGUAACCGCCACCGAUGGAGGAGUUCCCAGUCUUUCAACGAAUCUGACCAUCCUGGUGGAUGUCCAGGAUGUCAACGAUAAUCCCCCAGUUUUCGAAAGGGACGAGUAUUCGGUGAACGUAUCCGAAUCGCGUUCCAUUAAUGCACAGAUUAUUCAGGUUAAUGCCAGCGAUCUGGACACGGGCAACAAUGCCAGGAUCACCUAUAGGAUUGUGGACGCCGGAGUGGACAAUGUCACGAACUCCAUUAGCAGUUCGGAUGUGGCCCAACACUUUGGGAUAUUCCCCAACUCCGGCUGGAUAUACCUGCGUGCUCCGCUGGAUCGCGAGACCAGGGAUCGCUAUCAGCUGACUGUUUUGGCCACGGACAACGGCACUCCCGCGGCUCAUGCCAAGACACGGGUCAUAGUUCGAGUCCUCGACGCCAACGACAAUGAUCCCAAGUUCCAGAAAUCCAAGUACGAGUUCAGAAUUGAGGAGAACCUCCGGAGGGGCUCCGUUGUGGGAGUGGUCACCGCCGGCGAUCUGGAUCUCGGCGAGAAUGCAGCCAUCAGAUACAGCCUGCUGCCGGCCAACUCCAGCUUCCAGGUGCAUCCCGUCACAGGGGAAAUUUCCACCCGUGAGCCCCUUGAUCGGGAGCUCCGCGAGCUUUACGACCUUGUGGUGGAGGCCCGUGAUCAGGGAACGCCGGUGAGAAGUGCCCGAGUUCCCGUUCGCGUUCACGUUACCGAUGUCAACGACAAUGCCCCCGAGAUCGCCGAUCCGCAGGAGGAUGUGGUUAGCGUGAGGGAGGAGCAACCACCCGGAACUGAGGUGGUGCGGAUCCGAGCCAUUGAUCGGGAUCACGGACAGAAUGCCUCCAUCACUUACUCGAUUGUCAAGGGUAGGGACUCCGAUGGACACGGACUGUUCAGCAUCGAUCCCAGCAGCGGGGUGAUCCGCACUCGCGUGGUCUUGGAUCACGAGGAGCGGAGCAUCUAUCGACUGGGAGUGGCCGCCUCCGAUGGCGGAAGUCCGCCCAGGGAAACGGUGCGGAUGCUGCGCGUCGAGGUCUUGGACCUGAACGACAACCGCCCGACAUUCACCAGUUCCAGCUUGGUCUUCAGGGUACGCGAGGAUGCCGUCGUGGGCCAUGUGGUCGGUUCCAUCAGUCCCAGCGAACGUCCGGCGGAUGUGGUGCGAAACAGUGUGGAGGAGUCCUUCGAGGACCUGAGGGUCACCUACACUCUGAAUCCCCUUACCAAGGACUUGAUUGAGGCCGCCUUCGACAUUGAUCGUCACUCGGGCAACCUCGUCGUGGCUCGUCUCUUGGACAGAGAAGUUCAGUCUGAAUUCAGGUUGGAAAUACGAGCUCUGGACACCACCGCCAGCAAUAAUCCUCAGAGCAGCGCCAUCACGGUGAAAAUCGAAGUGGCCGAUGUCAACGAUAAUGCCCCCGAAUGGCCCCAGGAUCCCAUUGAUCUUCAGGUGAGCGAGGCCACUCCCCUUGGCACAAUAAUCCACAACUUUACGGCCACGGAUGCGGACACAGGAACCAAUGGAGAGCUCCAGUAUCGCCUGCUGCGGUAUUUCCCCCAACUGAACGAAAGCCAGGAGCAGGCAAUGCCUCUCUUUGGGCUGGAUUCCUUGACAGGAUCACUCAGCCUGCAGGCUCCCCUGGACUUCGAGGCUGUGCAGGAGUACCUACUGAUUGUCCAGGCCCUGGACCAAUCUUCGAAUGUAACCGAAAGACUUCAGACUUCGGUGACGGUGAGACUGCGAGUUCUGGAUGCCAACGAUAAUGCUCCGCAGUUUGUAUCCCCAAACACUAUUGGUGGCAAGGCAGCCAGUCUUUUCAUAAGCGAUGCCACCAGAAUUGGCGAGAUGGUGGCCCACAUUGUGGCCGUGGAUGCGGAUUCGGGCGACAAUGGACGCCUCACCUACGAAAUCACAGGUGGCAAUGGAGAGGGACGCUUCAGGAUCAAUCCCCAGACAGGGAUCAUUGAGUUGGUUAAGUCCUUGCCUCCGGCCGCCGAGGAUGUGGAGAAGAGUGGACGGUUCAGCCUCGUCAUCAGUGCCAAAGAUAAUGGGCAGCCGGAGUCCAAGAAAAGCUCUCUAAAUCUUCAACUUAUAGUGCAAGGCAGCCACAAUAAUCCACCGCGGUUUCUGCAGGCUGUUUAUCAUGCCUCGAUUUUGGAAAACGUUCCCAGCGGAAGUUUCGUCCUGCAGGUCACUGCCAAAUCCCUACACGGUGCCGAAAAUGCCAAUCUAAGCUAUGAAAUUCCCGCUGGCGUGGCCAAUGAUCUGUUCCACGUGGACUGGCAGAGGGGCAUCAUCACCACGCGGGGCCAAUUCGAUCGAGAGUCGCAGGCCAGUUACGUCCUGCCUGUCUACGUAAGGGAUGCCAACCGCCUGGCCACCUCGUCCUCUUCGGCAGUGAGGAAGCAACGCUCCUCGGACAGCAAUGGAGAGGCUUCGAUUGGUCAGCACUUUGACGUGGCCACUGUCUACAUAUCGAUAGGAGACGUCAACGACAAUUCCCCGGAAUUCCGACCGGGAUCUUGUUAUGGUCUUUCUGUUCCGGAGAACAGUGAACUGGGUGUUAUCCACACUGUGGUUGCCAGCGAUCUGGAUGAAGGUCCGAAUGCGGAUCUUAUUUAUAGCAUUACGGGCGGCAAUCUGGGCAACAAGUUCAGCAUCGAUGCCUGUUCCGGGGAGCUGAGUGUCCUUUCCUUGGACAGAGAGCAGCAAUCUAUGUACAGCCUGCAGAUCCAGGCCUCGGAUCGGGGGCAGCCCAAGAGUCGUCAGGGACACUGUAACAUCACCGUUUUCGUUGAGGAUAAGAACGACAAUGCCCCAAGAUUCAAGCUAAGCAAAUACAUCGCCAGUGUGCAGGAGGACGCACCACUGGGAUCGAGUGUGGUGCAGAUCAGUGCCGUGGAUGCGGAUUUGGGCGUGAACGCCAGACUCGUUUACUCCCUGGCCAACGAAACCCAAUGGCAGUUCGCCAUCGACAGUCAGAGUGGAUUAAUCACCACCGUUGGAAAACUGGAUCGCGAGCUGCAGGCGAGCUACAGCUUCAUGGUUUUGGCCACGGACGGAGGACGUUAUGAAGUGAGACAGGCUUCGGUUCCGGUGCAGAUCAACGUGCUGGAUGUUAAUGACAACAGACCCGUAUUCGAGCGAUAUCCCUAUAUAGGGCAGGUCCCCGCCCUCAUUCAGCCUGGUCAAACCUUGCUGAAGGUUCAGGCCCACGAUGCCGAUUUGGGUGCGAAUGGAGAGGUUAUUUAUUCGCUCAAGGCGGAAAAUUCGGCAGUGAGUGGAAAGUUCCGAAUAAAUCCCAGCACGGGUGCCCUGAGUGCCUCACAGAGUUUGGCCAGUGAGUCUGGGAAGCUUUUGCAGCUGGAGGUUAUUGCCAGGGAUAAGGGAAAUCCCCCUCAAUCCAGUGUGGGCCUCAUUGAGCUCCUAAUAGGAGAAGCCCCUCAAGGAAUGCCAGUUCUCCGUUUCCAAAAUGAAACCUAUAGAGUAAAGAUCAAGGAGAAUUCUCCGUCGGGCACAAAGCUUCUCCAGGUUGUGGCCCUCCGAAGCGAUGGUCGAAGGCAAAAGGUGCAAUUCUCCUUCGGAGCUGGGAAUGAAGACGGUAUAUUGUCUUUAGACUCUCUAUCAGGCGAAAUAAGGGUAAAUAAACCCCAUCUACUUGACUUCGAUCGCUUUGCCACCCCCUCAAUGUCAGCCCUAAAUCGUGGCAGAGCUUUGCACUAUGAGGAGGAAAUGGAGGAAUCCUCAGAGGAGGAUACAAACAAUACAACCCGAUCCCAAAGGGCCUUGACAUCCUCGUCCUUCGCCCUGACCAACAGUGAACCCAAUGAGAUUCAUGUAGUGAUAGUUGCCCGCAGCACUGAUGCUCCAUUCCUGGCCACCUACGCAGAAUUGGUAAUCGAACUGGAAGAUGAGAACGACAACAGCCCCAAGUUUUCGCAAAAGCAAUUUGUGGCCACCGUUUUGGAGGGAAAUAGCAAGGGUACCUUUGUGGCCCAAGUCCAAGCCUUCGAUUCGGAUGCGGGUUCCAACGCUCGGCUACGAUAUCAUAUCGUUGAUGGCAACCACGACAACGCGUUCGUCAUUGAGCCCGCCUUCAGUGGCAUAGUGAAGACCAAUAUUGUGCUGGAUCGGGAGAUUCGCGAUAUAUACAAGCUCAAGAUCAUCGCCACGGAUGAGGGAGUGCCCCAGAUGACGGGCACUGCGACGAUAAGGGUGCAGAUCGUAGAUGUGAAUGAUAACCAGCCCACUUUUCCACCGAACAAUCUCAUCACUGUCAGUGAAGCCACUGAACUUGGAGCCGUAAUUACCUCGAUUUCAGCCAACGAUGUGGACACUUAUCCCGCUCUGACAUAUCGCCUUGGUAGUGAAUCCAGCUUGGAAAUAGAAAACCUUUCCAUCUUCGCCUUGGAUCGAUAUAGUGGAAAGCUCGUCCUGAAGCGUCGCUUGGACUAUGAACUACAGCAGGAGUACGAACUCGAGGUGAUUGCUUCGGAUGCAGCCCACGAAGCUCGAACUAUCCUGACAGUAAGGGUAAAUGAUGAAAAUGAUAAUGCCCCGAUAUUCCUGGCCCAACAGCCUCCGGCUUACUUUGCCAUUCUGCCAGCUGUAAGUGAGAUUGGUGAGAGUCUUUCCAUGGACUUGGAGCUCCUAACCGUAAACGCCACUGACGCCGAUUCGGAGGGCAAUAACUCAAAGGUUACUUACGUUAUUGAACCAGCCCUGGGAGGCUUUUCGGUACACCCAUCAAGUGGUGUUGUGUCCGUUAAUAUGAGUAGCUUACAGCCUGCAGUUUCGCCCAGCGGAGAUUACUUCGUAGGAAUUAUAGCCAAGGAUUCGGGAAAACCCUCGAUGAAGAGUUCUACUCUCUUGAGAGUUCAGGCUAGUGACAAUGGCUCAGGGCGAUCGCAGUUCCAGCAGAACCAAUAUAGGGCACAUAUAAGCGAGGCAGCUCCCUUGGGUUCCGUAGUUCUCCAGCUGGGUCAAGAUGUUCUCGAUCAAUCAUUUGUCAUUGCCUCUGGAAAUGAAGAAUCCACCUUUGAGUUGAUGCAGUCCAAAGCAAUUGUUUUGGUCAAGCCCCUGGAUAGGGAACGCAAUGAUCUGUACAAACUCAGAUUGGUUUUGAGCCAUCCCCAUGGAUCUGUUCCUUUUGCCAGCUCAAAUUCUUCGUCUGGAAUAACAGUGAUCAUCACCAUCCUGGAUGCUAACGAUAACUUCCCUAUAUUCGAUCGAAGUGCCAAAUACGAGGCUGAGAUCAGCGAACUUGCUCCUCUGCGAUACUCCAUAGCGCAGUUGCAGGCCAUCGAUGCAGAUCAGGAGAACACCCCGAACUCGGAAGUGGUUUACGACAUAACCUCUGGUAAUGAUGAGCAUAUGUUCACGAUAGACUUGGUGACUGGUGUACUCUUUGUGAACAAUCGAUUGGAUUACGAUUCGGGGGCCAAGAGUUAUGAGCUGAUUAUUCGAGCCUGCGAUAGCCAUCAUCCGAGACCUCUUUGCAGUCUGCAACCCUUCCGAUUGGAACUCCACGAUGAGAAUGAUAAUGAGCCCAAGUUCCCGCUGUCCGAAUAUGUUCACUUCCUGGCUGAAAACGAGCCCGUCGGCAGCUCCAUAUUCCGUGCCCAUGCCAGUGACCUGGACAAGGGACCCUUUGGCCAACUGAACUACAGCAUUGCUCCUGCUCCCAGCGACGAGAGCUCGUGGAAGAUGUUCAGAGUGGAUGCGGAAAGUGGUCUAGUCACCUCCGCCUUCGUCUUCGACUACGAGCAAAGGCAGCGUUAUGACCUGGAGCUCCAAGCCUCCGACAUGGGCGGCAAGAAGGCGAGAGUGGCUGUGCGAGUGGAGAUCGAGUCCAAGGAUGAAUUUACCCCACAGUUUACCGAACGCACCUACAGGUUCGUGCUUCCAGCGGCAGUGGCUCUGCCCCAGGGCUUCGUGGUGGGUCAAGUGACGGCCACUGAUGGAGACAGUGGUCCAGAUGGCAGAGUCGUCUACCAGCUGAGUGCCCCUCACACGCACUUCAAGGUCAACCGCAGCAGUGGUGCUGUUCUGAUCAAGAGGAAACUGAAACUAGAUGGCGACGGCGAUGGCAAUCUUUAUAUGGAUGGUCGGGAUAUCAGCCUGGUUAUAUCGGCAUCCUCGGGACGUCACAACUCUUUGUCCAGCAUGGCCGUUGUGGAGAUUGCCCUAGAUCCUUUGGCACAUCCUGGCACAAAUCUCGCCAGUGGUGGUGGUUCUUCAGGUGGCUCCAUGGGUGAUUGGGCCAUUGGUCUACUGGUGGCUUUUCUCCUAGUCCUCUGCGCUGCCGCCGGAAUCUUUCUUUUUAUCCACAUGAGAAGCAAGAAACCGAGGAAUGUGGUCAAGCCUCAUCUCAGCUCAGAGACUGUGGGAGUGGGCAGUUCCAAUAGCUAUGUGGACCCCAGUGCCUUCGAUACGAUCCCCAUAAGAGGAGGCAUCACUGGUGGCACGGCUGGAGCGGCUUCUGGUCAAUUCGCGCCUCCAAAGUACGAUGAGAUUCCUCCGUUUGGACCACAUGCUGGCAGCUCGGGGGCAGCUACCACCUCCGAGUUGUCUGGCUCUGAGCAAUCCGGUUCCAGUGGCCGGGGAUCGGCGGAGGAUGAUGGGGAAGAUGAGGAGAUUCGCAUGAUCAACGAGGGACCACUGCAUCACCGCAACGGAGGAGCUGGGGCUGGUAGUGAUGAUGGCCGAAUCUCGGAUAUAUCGGUUCAGAACACACAGGAGUACUUGGCUCGCCUGGGUAUUGUAGACCAUGAUCCCAGUGGCGCCGGUGGUGGAGCGUCCAGCAUGGCCGGAUCCAGUCACCCGAUGCACAUGUUCCACGACGAUGAUGCCACUGCCAGGUCUGAUAUAACCAACCUCAUAUAUGCCAAGCUCAAUGAUGUGACAGGAGCGGGUUCGGACAGAGGAAGCAGUGUGGAUGACGCGGGAACUACGGCGGGCUCCAUAGGAACCAUCGGAACGGCCAUCACACAUGGUCAUGGUGUGAUGAGCAGCUACGGAGAGGUUCCUGUUCCGGUGCCCGUUGUCGUGGGCGGAAGUAAUGUGGGUGGUUCCCUGAGCUCUAUAGUUCACAGUGAGGAGGAAUUGACGGGCAGCUACAACUGGGAUUACCUACUGGACUGGGGACCGCAGUACCAGCCACUGGCGCAUGUGUUUUCCGAAAUAGCGAGACUGAAAGAUGACACCAUAUCGGAGCACAGUGGGAGUGGAGCUUCCUCAUCCGCCAAGAGCAAGCACUCCUCAUCCCAUUCCUCGGCGGGAGCAGGAAGCGUGGUGCUGAAGCCACCACCCUCGGCACCACCCACCCACAUUCCACCCCCCCUGCUCACCAAUGUGGCGCCGAGGGCCAUCAACCUACCGAUGCGGCUGCCACCCCAUUUGAGCCUGGCCCCCGCCCACUUGCCACGAUCGCCCAUUGGCCACGAGGCCAGUGGCAGUUUCAGCACCUCAUCAGCGAUGUCACCCUCAUUUUCGCCAUCUCUAUCGCCCCUGGCCACGAGAUCACCAUCCAUUUCUCCCCUGGGGGCGGGGCCACCCACGCACCUGCCUCACGUCUCAUUGCCACGUCACGGCCACGCCCCCCAGCCCAGUCAGAGGGGAAAUGUGGGAACACGGAUGUAGAGCAGAGUAUUGGAGCUGUACAUGCACAUAGUAUUACUUGCACCACCCGCACACGAACACACAUCGAAACACUCACACCCAUUUUUAAUUUGCUGUAUAUAUAACAUACAUAUCUUAAGUUAGGAUUGCUUUGCAAAUGUGCCCAGGUGAACCGAUACCAGUUAGAGUAGAACCCCUUGAGAGACCAUUAAAUGCUAAUGGUCCUUCAGGCCGGAUACUGGAUAGCACUACAAAAUUCGAAUUCAUUUGGGCAAGGACGCACUGCAAUCGCAGUAACGACAACAAAGCCAACAAAGACUCUCUGAAACUCACUUGCUUGCACACAAAGCCAAAAAGCGAGGAGCAGCAGGAGCCGGAACAGCCAUAAGUUGUAAGCAUUUAGAGCCUAGACUAGCAACCGAACUCGAACCGAAUUCGCUCGAAUCCGUAUCUGUAUCCGUAGUUUAAGUAUCCCAUAUAAGUAUCUGUAACUGUAGCUGUAGCGUAGGACUAACUAAUCCUAAACAAGUUUUAUGGGAGCAACCCAAGUGCACUUAAGCAGCCGGCAAUCCCUGUUUUAAGGGGGAUCAGAUCAGGCUGCGAUUCACAUUUCCAUUCCAAUCCAUUCCACGCGUGAGAAGAGGGGGGAAAAUUGUAAAAAGUUGUUUUUAGUAAUCAUCGGGGAGAAAGAAAAGAAGCCCUUGUAUAAAACCGAAAUAAAAUGGGAACGUACCAACGAAUAAAAUCGAAGGCGAGGAGUAAUCGAAGUACGAAACGCAGGAGGAAUCUUUUUAAGUAUAGUCUAGUUACCAGUUAUUAUAUAGAUGUACAUGCCUAGCUAUAGACCGUAGUAUACGUUUGUUCACUUGUGUGUGAUGCUACUUGUGUAAUUUCUUACGUUCUAGCAAAAAGCUGUAAAAAAUGUUCACCAGUCUAAGAAUCCUCUAGUUGCUAAGCCCUUAGUUUGUAAUAGCUAAACGAAAGCAAGAGAAUAAAUAUUUAAAAACUAAAA